Molecule: messenger RNA, 3115 nt
Organism: Stegodyphus dumicola
Lineage: Eukaryota; Metazoa; Arthropoda; Arachnida; Araneae; Eresidae
Product: iduronate 2-sulfatase-like
Cellular component (GO): cytoplasm
Molecular function (GO): iduronate-2-sulfatase activity
Source: RefSeq, a predicted model, not a curated record
AAUGUUUGUUUACUAUGACGGUACAUGCUUUGCGUCAUUUAUGAUUAUUAAUGUAUAUCCUCGAAUGACUACGGUGUUCUUAUGGCUGGGGUAGAUGAACGUGUAUUAUAUCAUCGACAUAUUCUCCUUUCUGUUCUUGUUGGGCUUUUUGUAAUUUCUGUAGUAGGUGUUUGUAUUUCGAUUAUAAUAAUUAGCCCACCGAGAGGAGAAGAAGAAGAGUUCUCUGGAAGAAAAAAUGUAUUAUUAAUUAUUAUUGAUGAUCUGAGGCCUGCACUUGGUUGUUAUGGUGAUGAAAAAUCUGUAACUCCUAAUAUAGAUCAACUAGCUUCAAAAAGUGUGUUAUUCAAGAAUGCAUAUACCCAGCAAGCACAUUGUGCUUCAAGCCGCACAUCUUUCUUGACAAGCCGCAGGCCUGACAGCUUACAUCUCUAUGAUGGUGGCAGUUAUUGGCGGGAAUCUGUUGGAGACUUUAUGACACUUCCUCAACAUUUGAAAGACCAUGGUUAUGAAACUAUAAGCAUGGGAAAAAUAUUUGAACAUGGUAUUGUAUCUAACUGGACUGAUGAUUUUCCAAAUAGCUGGUCAGAAUAUCCAUUCAGACCUUUGACCUUCGACAAAGAAAUGGAACCGGUAUGCAAUUCAACAGAUGGAAAACGAAUGAAUUUGGUGUGUCCUGUAGAUAUAAAUGAUGGGGAUGUUGGUACUUUACCUGAUAUAGAAAUCACACAACAUGCAAUUGAUUAUUUAAAGAAUAGAACAAAAGGACCAAAUAAGUCCUCACCAUUCUUCCUUGGAGUAGGUUACUAUAAACCUCAUAUACCUUUCAAAUUUCCUAGUCAGUAUUUAGAUUUGUAUCCUGUUGGAUCAAUGGAUGUUGCACUCAAUAAUGUUGUACCAAAGAAAUUACCUAAAAUAUCUUGGAAUCCUUGGAUGGAUAUUAGACAGCUAGAUGAUAUUAAAAACUUGAACAUUAAUUUUCCGUAUGGACCUCUUCCUGAGUCUUAUCAGAAACUAAUACGGCAAGGUUAUUAUGCUUCUGUAUCUUAUAUUGAUGAUCAAGUAGGACAGUUACUAGAAGCUCUUGAAGAAAGUGGAUAUGCUUCCCAAACAGUUGUCGUUUUACUUGGAGAUAGUGGGUGGGCUCUAGGAGAACAUCAGGAAUGGUCAAAAUACAGCAACUUUGAAGUUGCUCUUAGAGUGCCUUUGCUGGUUUUUGUUCCAGGCCUUACAUAUGACACAGAUGAGAAGAAACCAUUCAAAUACAUACCGGUUAUGGAAUAUGUGCAUUUGAAAAGCAGUGCAAUAUCAAAUACAAAUGUAAAUGUUACUUAUUCUCCAUUUUCUUCAAAAUAUGUAACUGAAGAAUUUGUUGAAUUGGUUGAUGUUUAUCCUACAAUAUCAGAGAUUAUUGGUAUAGCUGUUCCACCUUUAUGUAAAGUGUAUUCCACACCAUUUUGUUCUGAAGGUAUUAGUUUCUAUCCAUUAAUAGAACAUUUAACAUUUGAUCCAUGGGUUGAAUUUUCAUGGAAAACUGCUGCAUUCAGCCAAUGUCCAAGACCAUCGCUAGUUGCUCAAAAUAAUAGCGAUAAUCCAUCUAGAGAACAUAUAAGAUUCAUGGGAUAUUCUGUUAGAACAGCUCAUUUUCGUUACACAGAGUGGGUUAGAUUUGAUGCUAAAAAUUUCAAGCCAGACUGGCCAGUGAUUAUAUCUAGGGAACUGUAUGAUUAUAGACAUGAUCCCUUUGAAAUUAAUAAUGUUUGCGAUGAAGAUAAUUAUGCUAACACGGUAAUAGAGUUAUCUAGAAUGAUUAAAAAGGGCUGGCGUCAUGCUAUGCCACCAGGUUCUUUUGAUAGUCCAGCCUCUGUUGGCCAUUCUAGAUUUCGAAGCCCGAGGAUUCGGCAGUACUCAUUGUGAAUUGAGGGAUUUGUAUUCAUAUCUUAGUUCCUUUUUUGUCUUUUCAUGAGAAAACUUAGCAGAUAAGUUUUUUUAUUUUUACAUUGAUGUGUUGUGGCAUCUAUUUUUUAAGUUGUUAAUAUGCAUGCUAAACUGCUAAAUAUAUCUAGUCAUUUUGUUUUAUGAUUCAGAAAAGUCCAGGAAAUAUUAAAAUAUAGUUUCAAAAACCACGACUCAUGUGAUAAUUCAUAGAGUUCCUAAAUAUUAAAACAUAGUUUCAAAAACCACGACUCAUGCUACUUCAUAUGGUUCCUAAAUCUUGUACACCAUAAAAGUUUUAAUUGGAAAUUUUCUGGCUUUGCUUUUGAAAAUUUAGGAUUAUUUACUAGUUGGCCUCUGUGUAAGUCUCAUAUCCUAAUUUAAAGGUUUGAGAAUUGUCAUGUAUUUUUUAAUUGCUCAAAUCAUAUUGUUUACAAAGACUGAAAUAUUUAUUUUGUUUUUCCUAUUUUGAUAACAAUUUUUCUGAAAAAUUUUUCAGUAAACUGCUUUCUUUUAAUUCACAUAAAUUUUUGUUCUUCAUAAUGUAUAUUUUACACAUGUUCAAAUAUACCAAAUAAGCAUUAAGUACAAAUGUAAUAAUUGUUUUUAAUCAACUUUUUAUGUUGAAAGUUUAUGUAAAUAUAAACUGUGGUACUAAAACUGAUAUCUAAUAACUAAUUUGAUGUACAGAAAUUAUUUUUUUAAUUAUAAUUAUAUAGGAUAUUUUUAUACAAUCUAGUCAUGAUCUUUAAAUGUAAAUGUGUAUGGCAAGUUAUUAUUGCUUUGUUUUGAUCUAGUGAUUAUGUUGAUUAAAGUUUUUUAAAUGCUUUUUAUAAGGUUCUCAUUAAGUCAGUGAUUAUAUAUUUAAGAUGAUUUUAUAUUAAUAUCCAGGAAGAUUGUUAUUUUGGUUGAUUAUUAAUUUUUAUUUACUCAUUUAGGUGUUUUAAAUGCUUGUUUGUGUGUAUCAUUAAGCCAGUGAUAAUUUAUUUCAACUAAUUUUAACCCUCUGAGUGGCAUAUCUCCUUGGAUGUUCUCAGAAAGAACUGUAUUUAAACAACAUUAAUUAGUUAAAUUUGCAUGAUUAUUUAUUAUAGUUUCUGUAUUUAAACAGCAUUAAUUAGCUAAUUGGAUUGGAUUAUUCAAUUAUGGCAAAGCACGCGAGGGCUAUCUGCCUAAAGGGAGG